Messenger RNA from Pterocles gutturalis (yellow-throated sandgrouse), 885 nucleotides. RefSeq names its product DNA polymerase epsilon catalytic subunit A-like. The transcript is spliced from 7 exons. The annotation marks the transcript as partial. The record is from RefSeq and is a predicted model, not a curated record. Gene Ontology annotation, cellular component: epsilon DNA polymerase complex. Lineage: Eukaryota; Metazoa; Chordata; Aves; Pterocliformes; Pteroclidae. Gene Ontology annotation, biological process: DNA replication proofreading; leading strand elongation; DNA replication. Gene Ontology annotation, molecular function: DNA binding; single-stranded DNA 3'-5' DNA exonuclease activity; nucleotide binding.
GGCUACCUGAUCACAAACAGGGAGAUCGUCUCUGAGGAUAUCGAAGACUUCGAGUUUACUCCAAAGCCAGAGUAUGAGGGUCCUUUUUGUGUCUUUAAUGAACCAGAUGAAGCUCAUUUAAUCCAGAGGUGGUUUGAACAUGUCCAGGAGACCAAGCCCACCAUCAUUGUCACGUACAACGGAGACUUCUUUGACUGGCCCUUUGUGGAAGCAAGAGCAGCGGCUCAUGGAAUUAAUAUGUAUCAGGAAAUUGGGUUUCAGAAGGACAGCCAGGGAGAGUACAAAUCAUCCCAGUGCAUCCACAUGGACUGUUUAAGGUGGGUGAAGAGAGACAGUUACCUCCCAGUGGGAAGUCACAACCUGAAAGCAGCAACUAAAGCAAAACUGGGUUAUGAUCCAGUGGAGCUGGACCCUGAAGAGAUGUGCCGGAUGGCUACGGAGCAGCCGCAGACCCUGGCCACCUAUUCAGUGUCUGACGCAGUUGCUACCUAUUACAUGUAUAUGAAGUAUGUGCAUCCUUUCAUUUUCGCCUUGUGCACCAUCAUUCCCAUGGAGCCUGAUGAGGUGUUAAGGAAAGGAUCUGGGACACUGUGCGAGGCACUGCUGAUGGUUCAGGCCUAUCACGCCAACAUCAUCUUCCCCAACAAGCAGGAGCAGGAAUUCAACAAACUUACAGAAGAUGGCCAUGUGCUGGACUCGGAGACAUACGUGGGAGGCCAUGUGGAAGCGCUGGAAUCUGGGGUCUUCCGCAGUGACAUCCCCUGCCGCUUCAAAAUGAAUCCAGCUACUUUUGACUUCCUGGUGCAGCACGUGGAGAAGACACUGCGGCACGCCAUCGAGGAGGAGGAGGGUUUGCCCUUGGAUCAAGUCACCAACUUCCAGGAG